Molecule: messenger RNA, 471 nt
Organism: Didymella exigua CBS 183.55
Lineage: Eukaryota; Fungi; Ascomycota; Dothideomycetes; Pleosporales; Didymellaceae
Exons: 1
Coding region: 1-471 (156 amino acids)
Source: RefSeq, a predicted model, not a curated record
AUGCGCACCAAUCACCUCCUCACCAGCCUCACCAGCCUCGUCGCCCUCUCCAUUACCGCCCUCUCCAUCGCCGCCCUCUCCAUCGCCGCCCCCGCCCCAGGCCACGAGCUCACCAUCCCCGCCGGCGCCGACCUCGGCAAGGUCAAGGUCUGCAACGGCCUCCGCUCGCAGAGCACCUGCCACGCCAUCACUGCGCACAUGGCCUGCACCCAGCUCCAACCCCCCGUGCGCUACAACCUGCGGUCGCUCGUUCAGGCCAAAGGCAACAUCUGCGUCUACCACCAGGGCCCCCGCUGCGAGAACCCCAUCUUCAUCGUCGAUUCCAUCGCCAGCGCGCAGUCCGCUGAUGCAGCGCCGAAAUGGUCCCCGGUCUUGACGAGCGUGCUGUGCGCCCCCGGCUCUGCAGACGCGGCUUCGGCUUCGGCUUCGGCUUCACACGGUGUUGAAGCCGCUUUUCACGUCCUCCCCUAG